This is a messenger RNA of Rotaria sp. Silwood2, 741 nucleotides long. The record is from the annotation of a GenBank genome assembly. NCBI's taxonomy places the organism in Eukaryota, Metazoa, Rotifera, Eurotatoria, Philodinida, Philodinidae.
AUGAGUCGAACAGCUUCAGCCGGUUUCGAUCGUGAUAUAACUAUCUUUUCACCAGAAGGUCGACUUUAUCAAGUUGAAUAUGCUUUUAAAGCAAUUAAUCAAGGUGGUUUAACAACAGUAGCUGUUCGUGGUACAGAUUGCGUUGUUGCCAUUGCUCAAAAAAAGAUUCCAGACAAAUUACUUGAUCCAUCAUCUGUUAGUCAUUUAAAUGCCAUUACACCAACUGUUGGAUGUUUAAUGACUGGAAUGGUUGCUGAUUCUCGAUGGCAAGUACAACGAGCUCGAUAUGAAGCAGCAUCAUGGAAAUACAAGUAUGGUUAUGAUAUUCCCGUUGAUGCUAUAUGUCGUCGUAUUGCUGAUAUUUCACAAGUUUAUACGCAAGAAGCUGAAAUGAGACCACUUGGAUGCAGUAUGAUUUUAUUUGGUAUGGACGCAGAAAAAGGUCCAAUGUUAUAUAAAACUGAUCCAGCUGGAUAUUUUUGUGGUUUUCGUGCAACAAGUGCUGGUGUAAAGCAAACAGAAGCAAAUAAUUUCUUAGAAAAACGUAUUAAGAAAAAGUCUGAUUUAGCCUAUGAAGAAGCUAUUGAAUUGGCUAUUUCAACAUUAGCUAGCGUACUUUCAACUGAUUUAAAACCAAGCGAAAUUGAAAUUGGUGUUGUUACCAAAGAUAAUGAUAAAUUUCGAAUAUUAGCAGAAACUGAAGUAGAACAACAUUUGACACGUAUUGCUGAAAAAGAAUAA